Quercus lobata is the source of this 4371-nucleotide messenger RNA. RefSeq lists its product as uncharacterized. Lineage: Eukaryota; Viridiplantae; Streptophyta; Magnoliopsida; Fagales; Fagaceae. The record is from RefSeq and is a predicted model, not a curated record. Gene Ontology annotation, molecular function: nucleic acid binding; RNA-DNA hybrid ribonuclease activity. The coding region runs from base 1 to 4371 and encodes 1456 amino acids. The transcript has 7 exons.
AUGGUUCGAAGACAAGAUCCCACUGCUCUCUUCUUAGCCGAGACUUGGGCAGGAGAAGAACGUUUGAAACGGCUAUGUAGGGAGCUCCUCUUUGAUCAUUUUUGGAUUGUUCCUCAGGUUAACAAAACCGGUUGUUUAGCUCUUUUUUGGAAAAAAUCGGUCCACAUUGAGGUAAUUUCUUCCUCCCCCAAUCAUAUUGAUACAAUAGUUGGUAGUAUCCUUGAAAAUCAGUGGCGUUUUACUGGUAUGUAUGGGUUUGCGGAAGCAGCUAGAAAACCAGAAACUUGGUCCUUGAUCAGGUCCUUACAUCUUUCUGUUUCCCUUCCCUGGCUAUGCGCAGGGGAUUUCAAUGAAAUCUUGUGGUCGCAUGAAAAAUUGGGUCUCGGUCCAAGAAAUGAAGGCUGUAUGAAGGCUUUCCGCGAUACACUUGACGAAUGUGGGCUGAAGGACCUGGGAUAUCGGGGAGAUAAAUUCACCUGGAAGGGUAGAAGACAGGGUGGUAUGGUGUUUGAAAGGCUCGACAAGGCAGUAGCCAACAACCAGUGGUUCUUCCUAAACCCGGGCUCAGUGAUUCACCAUCUUAAUACCCACUCCUCAGACCAUAAACCAAUUGUUAUCUUCCCGGAUGGUAUAAUCCCGAAUUUGAAUAGGCCUUUCAAAUUCGAAAAAAUGUGGCUAAGUGACGGGGGCUGUAGCCGGACUGUGAAGGAUGCCUGGGGCCCCUCCUCUCCAGAUGCUUCAAUGGCCUUGAUUGCAGGUAAAUUAAAAAAUUGUGGUGAUAAAUUACUCGCUUGGAGUCGCCUCUCUUUCGGUAACAUUAAGAGAUCGAUUGAGUUGAAUUCGAAGAAGCUUAACAGAGCCGAAAUAGCAGCUGCUGAAGGUAGGGGUGAUGCAAAUUUAAUUUGGUCUUUGAAAACGGAGCUGAACAACUUGCUUGACAAAGAAAGUCAAAUGUGGCACCAACGGUCAAGAAUUCUGUUUUUGAAGGAGGGUGACCGUAAUGCUAAAUAUUUCCACAGCAAAACCUCACAGAGAUUUCGCAGAAACAGGAUCUUGGGUUUAAGAAAUGAGGCAAAUACCUGGUGUUCGGAGGACUCCCAAAUUAAGGAGAUUGCAACCCAAUACUACCAUACUCUGUUCUCCUCCUCACAACCCACAGACUUUAAUAGUAUUCUAGAGGCCAUUCAUCCAUCAGUUACACAGGUGAUGAAUGACCAACUCCUUCGACCCUUCUCUCGGGACGAAAUUGAGGCUGCCAUGAAUCAGAUGGAACCUGCCACUGCCCCUGGCCCAGACAGUAUGCCCCCUCUAUUCUAUCAAUCUUUUUGGUCUAUCAUUGGUGAUGAGAUAUGCUCUGCUGUCCUAGAUUGUUUAAAUAAUUGCAAAAUCCCUGUUGUGAUUAAUCAUACAAAUAUUACAUUGAUUCCAAAAGUGAAAUCUCCAGAGAACAUUACCGAAUUCAGGCCAAUCAGCCUUUGUAAUGUAGUCUAUAAACUAGCUUCCAAAGUCCUAGCUAAUAGACUUAAGGUGAUCUUACCUGCUGUAGUUUCAGAAAAUCAAAGCGCUUUCCAGGCUGGGAGAGUCAUCACAGAUAACGUUCUCAUGGCCGUUGAAACCCUUCACUUCAUGAAAAAUCACCAAUCCGGCAAGACGGGUUUCAUGGCUUUGAAGUUGGAUAUGAGUAAGGCCUACGACCGUGUUGAAUGGCUUUAUCUUGAGAAGAUCAUGAGAAAGAUGGGAUUUGCUGAGAAAUGGGUAGCUUUAAUGAUGGAAUGCGUUACUACGCGUGGUGAGCAGAGGAAAAUCCACUGGGCCAAGUGGAGCUCGCUUUGUAAACCAAAGAGUUUAGGUGGCAUGGGUUUUAGGGAUCUUCAAAAGUUUAACGAUGCGAUGCUAGCGAAACAAGUGUGGCGCCUGCUAGCAUGCGAGGACUCCCUUUUCUACAGAUUUUUCAAAGCCAAAUUCUUCCCUACGGGUACCAUUCUUGAGGCAAAAGAAGGGAAUGGGUCAUUCGCUUGGAAAAGCAUCCUCAAGGGCAGAGGAAUUAUCCAUCAAGGCAUGCUGUGGAGGGUGGGCAACGGUGCAUCAAUCCAGAUCUACCAUGAUAAUUGGCUGCCUGAUCCGAGCCUCAAGAAGAUCAUCUCAAAACCUCUCUUGUUGGACAGCCGGGAAUUGGUAUCUAGUCUUAUCGAUAAUGAGAGGCAGUGCUGGUCACAGGAGUUAAUAGACACGAACUUCUUCCCCUUCGAAGCAGCCAUAAUCAAGGCCAUUCCUCUCAGCUUUGGCAAUUGCUCAGAUGCUAGGUUCUGGCCGCUUAACAGAGAUGGUAUUUACUCCGUCAAGUCCGGGUAUCAUUUGUUGGUAAAUUCGGAAAGUGAUGAGCUCCCCAGGGCCUCUGACCCCUCCAAUGCUAGACGGCUGUGGAAAGGUAUUUGGAAUUUAAAAGUUCCAAAUAGAGUGAAGAACUUAAUGUGGAGAGCGGGGUCUGACUCACUGCCUUCGAAAUCCAAUCUCAGGAAAAGAAAAAUUCCAAUAGAUACUACUUGCUCAACAUGUGGCCUGGAAGUAGAAUCUUUGCUCCAUGCAAUCUGGUCUUGCGCUUCACUAAUACAGGUUUGGAAGGUUCACUUUGCUGAGCUUAUUAAAGAAGUGGGUGAGGCUUCUUGCUUUCUUGAUGUUCUGCAAGUGGGGUUUGAUAAGAGUCACCAUAUGGAUUUAUUUGCCAUGAUUGUUUCACUGAUUUGGACUAGGCGCAACAAACUCCGUGUGGGUGAGGCAGUCACUCCGCUUGCUCUGCUCAACCAGUUGGCGUCUACCAGCCUUCUAGAAUUCCAACAAUCCUCCCUUAACCAUCCAAAAUCUCCCUCCCAUCCAAAGGUCACGAAAUGGCUGCCUCCUCCCCCGAACUGGGUUAAAGUUAACUUCUACGGAGCUACUUUCAUCGAUUCUAACUUUGCUGGUUUGGGAGCAAUUAUUCGCAAUGACAUGGGUCUAGUUAUGGCUGCUUUUACCCAACACAUUCCACUGCCUACAUCCGUAGAGAUGGUGGAAGUAUUGGCAGCCCGGGGUGCCCUCUGCUUUGCAAAGGAUCUCGGCUUCAACUUGGUAAUUGUGGAAGGUGACUCUGAGAUUAUUAUUAAAGCCAUUAAUAGUAAUGGUCUCUCUGCUUCCAGCUUUGGCCACAUUUUGCAGGAUAUCAAAUCGGUCUCCUCUUCGCUUGGAGGUGUUCUCUUCAAACAUACUCGUAGACAAGGCAACUUAGUUGCCCAUAGGCUUGCUAGAAUGGCUUGUAAAUUUGCAAAUUUCCAUUCCUGGAUGGAGGAUGUUCCUCCAGGAAUCAUAGACGCCAUUGCUGUUUUAAAUGCCACUUGUGUGGGCAAUCCUGUGCUGUGUAAUUCUUCCAUUGAAUCUGAGAUUAAAGGUCUAGUCACAGGCACUGCAAAGGAUGCAUUUGUAGUUUCAAACUAUAGCCAUAAAGGAUGGAGGGGUUCUACUUCCUGCAGCAGUCCAGCUAAGAUGAAUCAGAUCGCAAUACUAGAAACUGUCUUUAAUUAUGAGAUAAGUACUUCCAGCUCAGCAGAAAUCUUGAGGAAUAAUUUAACUGGUAGUGUCAGGUUGAAAGAAUUGAAGUGGAGUGAGUUCGACGAUCUUUUUCAGGUUAUUGUCAUUUCGGUCAGUGUCAACCUCAGGUCACUUGUUGGGAAAUUGAAGACAGACAAAGAACAAACAACUCCGUGGAUAAGUUUGGUCAACGUCCAAGCCCUCAACUUCCUCCUAAGGUCCGAAAUCUUUAUGUGUGAGGACGGGCAACUGCGUGCCGUUCCUCUUAUCUUGGACUACGAGCCCCUUUCAUGUGCUUUCGUGGACACCGGUCAAGCCAUCAGGGCUGGAAGUCCCCAAUUAGCUCGCAUCGAUGUUUCUAAACCAGGCUUUCUUGCUCGGAGAGACCUACCUCCCAUCCAAUUGCCUGUUCAGCGCUUUCUUCCAGAGGGAAAGGUAUCAACUAGGCCUGUAGAGCUUUUAGACUCCGGCUUGGACAUAGACCGUUCCUCGGCGGCUCCCACUCUUGGCUUGGUAAUUGCUCAGGUUGAUACUAGCCAAGAGAUUGAAGAAGUGGACAUGGAUUUGAAGCCAAGGUUUGGUUUCAAGGGCCUCUUGUCCAAUAGAAACAAGGGGCAGUCUUUCAGGGAUGCCCCCAAGGAGCAGGCUAUAGCCAAGCUUCCUCCUCUUCUUCCCCCUUCAACUAACCCAGUUACUCAACAAAUCUUUGUAGCUGAGGAGUGGGCCAAGAAAUCUCAUGAAGAUCUGAACACUGAGGUUCAGUCCCGCCUUGCCGCGGAGAAGGCUACCGGAGUCCUCAGGCUGGAAUAG